GGGGUCUGGCCCUACGGGCGGGAGGACGCGUCGCGGGCCGCCUGCACCGUCGCCCGGCUUUGAUCUUCCCUGCACCGCGCUCCGCGGAAAGUUACCCGCACCCGGGAGUGGCCUCAGCCUUCAGGCCCGAGGCGCGGCUGCAGGACGGGCGGGAGUGGUGCCCUCCACCUGACCCGCCUGGCGCCUCCCGGGAGAGGGAGACCGACUGGAACCCGCGCAGAGCACGGCACCGCGCAGCGCGCCCCUCCCUAGGUCUGUUCUGAGCAAUGGGCUGUGGAGACUGAGCUGCUGCCAUGAUUGGAGGGCUGUUCAUCUAUAAUCACAAAGGGGAGGUGCUCAUCUCCCGGGUCUACCGGGAUGACAUCGGGAGGAACGCAGUGGACGCCUUUCGGGUCAAUGUCAUCCAUGCCCGGCAGCAGGUGCGCAGCCCCGUCACCAACAUUGCUCGGACCAGCUUCUUCCAUGUUAAGCGGUCCAACAUCUGGCUGGCGGCGGUCACCAAGCAGAAUGUCAAUGCUGCCAUGGUCUUCGAAUUCCUCUAUAAGAUGUGUGACGUAAUGGCUGCCUACUUUGGCAAGAUCAGUGAAGAGAACAUCAAGAACAAUUUUGUGCUCAUCUAUGAGCUGCUGGAUGAGAUCCUGGACUUUGGCUAUCCACAGAACUCUGAGACAGGGGCACUGAAGACCUUCAUCACUCAGCAGGGCAUCAAGAGCCAGCAUCAGACAAAAGAAGAGCAGUCCCAGAUCACCAGCCAGGUGACGGGGCAGAUCGGCUGGCGGCGGGAGGGCAUCAAGUAUCGCCGGAACGAGCUCUUCCUGGAUGUGCUGGAGAGUGUGAACCUGCUCAUGUCCCCGCAGGGGCAGGUGCUGAGCGCCCACGUGUCAGGCCGGGUGGUGAUGAAGAGCUACCUGAGCGGCAUGCCCGAGUGCAAAUUUGGGAUGAACGACAAGAUUGUCAUCGAGAAGCAGGGCAAGGGCACGGCUGAUGAAACAAGCAAGAGUGGGAAGCAAUCGAUUGCCAUUGACGACUGCACCUUCCACCAGUGUGUACGACUCAGCAAGUUUGACUCGGAACGCAGCAUCAGCUUCAUCCCGCCUGACGGAGAGUUUGAGCUCAUGAGGUAUCGCACCACCAAGGACAUCAUCCUGCCUUUCCGGGUGAUCCCGCUAGUGCGGGAAGUGGGGCGCACCAAGCUGGAGGUCAAGGUGGUCAUCAAGUCCAACUUCAAGCCCUCGUUACUGGCCCAAAAGAUUGAGGUGAGGAUCCCAACCCCACUGAACACAAGCGGGGUGCAGGUGAUCUGCAUGAAGGGCAAGGCCAAGUACAAGGCCAGCGAGAACGCCAUCGUGUGGAAGAUCAAGCGCAUGGCAGGCAUGAAGGAAUCGCAGAUCAGUGCUGAGAUUGAGCUUCUGCCAACCAACGACAAGAAGAAGUGGGCUCGACCCCCCAUUUCCAUGAACUUUGAGGUGCCAUUUGCACCAUCUGGCCUCAAGGUGCGCUACUUGAAGGUGUUUGAGCCGAAGCUGAACUACAGUGACCACGAUGUCAUCAAAUGGGUGCGCUACAUCGGCCGCAGCGGCAUUUAUGAGACCCGCUGCUAGCUGCCCAGUGGCAGCGAGCCCGCCUCCCCGCCCACCCUCUUCCACAGGCCCGGGAGCCCCCGGCAACCAUGCAUCAGUGUCUUCCCCUCUUCUGCUUUGCUGCCUUCCCUGUGCACAGCCCCCAAGUCUAGGUCUGGACCAACCCCAUCGCGAGUGGCAGUGGCAGAGCGGUCUGUGGGCUCCCUGGGCAGGGGGUUCCGGGGUGCCUGCUCCAUUCAUCUGUCUGUCCUGGCCCAGUGCCAACCUCUCUUGCGAGUUCUGUGACCAAAGCCAGGUGGGCCCCCUCUCCUCCUGUCCCUUGUGGCCACAGCUCUCUGGAGUGGGAGGGUUGGCCGCCCCUCACCUUGGAGCUCCCCUAAAGGCCAGUAACGGAUCCCCAGCCCUCAGUCCCUCCUCUGCUCUGGGAUAGUUUGAGCUUCAUUUUGUACACAUGUGACUUUGUCCAGUUAUAAACCCAAUAAACUCUGUAGAGUGGAA
Molecule: messenger RNA, 2078 nt
Organism: Trichechus manatus latirostris (Florida manatee)
Lineage: Eukaryota; Metazoa; Chordata; Mammalia; Sirenia; Trichechidae
Gene: AP2M1
Product: adaptor related protein complex 2 subunit mu 1
Exons: 12
Coding region: 294-1601 (435 amino acids)
Biological process (GO): intracellular protein transport; clathrin-dependent endocytosis
Cellular component (GO): AP-2 adaptor complex; cytoplasmic vesicle
Molecular function (GO): clathrin-cargo adaptor activity
Source: RefSeq, a predicted model, not a curated record